Messenger RNA from Papaver somniferum (opium poppy), 3072 nucleotides. RefSeq lists its product as uncharacterized. The record is from RefSeq and is a predicted model, not a curated record. The transcript has a single exon. Gene Ontology annotation, molecular function: protein binding. Gene Ontology annotation, cellular component: intracellular membrane-bounded organelle. The coding region runs from base 186 to 2555 and encodes 789 amino acids. NCBI's taxonomy places the organism in Eukaryota, Viridiplantae, Streptophyta, Magnoliopsida, Ranunculales, Papaveraceae. Gene Ontology annotation, biological process: autophagy.
AAAAGAGAAAGAAGAGAGAGAGAGCCACAGAGUUUGUAAAAAUUGGGGCAUUAGGGUUAGAGAAAAAUUGGGCAAAUUCAUUCUGAUUUGAUUUGAUAAUUUGCUGUUUUCAUAUCUCUGUUUCUCUAUCUGUGUAUCAAUGAAAAAGGGUGAUUUUUAAUUUGGAUCAACAAGGUCAAAAAAUUAUGGAAUUUUUCGAAAGGAAAAAGAUGAGAUCUUCAACAGACGAUGCUUCAACUUCUUCAAAACCUGCUGAAAUUCCCGCACAGAUUCAUCGAGGUAAGAAUGUUUUUCAAUUAUUAGCACAAAGGGAGAUUAACCCUCGAUCGAAACAUUCAUCGAAAAGGCUCUGGGUAGGAGAUACUAGAAAUUAUGAUGAAAUUGGGUUAAAUUGUGAAUUCAUGGAUGCCAAACAUGGUUUAGCUUCAUGGGCAGAGGCAGAAUCAUUAAAACAUAUAUCUGCAAAAUAUUGUCCUUUGGUACCUCCUCCAAGGUCGACCAUAGCAGCAGCUUUUAGUCCUGAUGGUAAAACGCUUGCAUCUACCCAUGGGGAUCAUACAGUCAAGAUAAUUGAUUAUCAGUCUGGGAAUUGUUUGAAGGUGUUGAGCGGUCACCGAAGAACGCCGUGGGUGGUGAGGUUUCAUCCAGUGAAUCCAAAGGUACUUGCAAGUGGAAGCUUGGAUCAUGAGGUUCGCUUGUGGGAUGCAAGUACUGCAGAGUGUUUAGGUUCGCGUAAUUUUUCGCGCCCGAUUGCGUCUAUUGCUUUCCAUGCUGAUGGCGAGCUGCUGGCUGUAGCUUCAGGUCACAAGUUGCACAUAUGGCGCUAUGAUAGGAGAGGUGAGGGAUCUCAACCAGUUAUUGUAUUGAAGACAAGGCGGUCGCUUCGGGCUGUGCAUUUUCACCCGAAUGCUGCUCCAUUACUUUUAACUGCGGAGGUCAGUGAUCUGGACUCUUCAGAUUCUCCAAUGUCACUGGCAACAUCUCUGGAGGAAGGAAGAACAUCUUCGCAGCAUGGGAAUGGAUCUUUUGGUUUUAUUAAUUUGCAGCAAAUGGUUGACUCUUCUGCUUCAUUGCAGCCUCAAAUAGAUGUGAAUACAGGGACUGGGGAUGACUAUUUGGUGGCUCCCAUGGAUGAAUCUCCGAUGAUACCUUCAAGCUCGUAUAAUGCACCGGAAGACUCGUCAAGCAAUAAUUUGUCAAGUGAGAUGGAAUCUGCAGUCCCUGACUCUGACGCUAUGGAAUUGGAGACCACUGAAGGGCAGCCUAUAGGUAAUGCUCAUCAAAAUAACUCUCCCGUCUUAGAUUUGUCACAUGGUAGAAACGUAGUCCAAACUUCCACUGGGCAAUCUAGGGAAAACUUGGAACUCGCACCUGGAAUCUAUCUUUCAAACCCAGCUGGGCUACAUAUGCUUUCACAGAGUGGUGAAGUUGCGCAAAUGCAUCAGUUUUUUCCUUUUGGGGACUCCAGGUUUUGGGAGUUACCUUUCCUGCAAGGGUGGUUAAUGGGCCAAAGCCAAGCUGGGUUACAUCCUAUGCUCUCUUUAAACGGUGCGCUCCAUGAAAACUCGGCUGGAUUUCUUCGUUCUAUUGGGUCUUACAACUUGGCACCUAAUUUGGCUACUCGUAAUGUGGACCCAUCAGUAUUAACUGAUGUCAAUCAUCCUCGAAUAGGUGGACGAUCGAGUCUACACAAUCGUUCAUUGGGUUUUCGUGCUGGGGCAUUAUCUGGGUCUGGAGAAGGUGCCCCUUUCAUUAAUAUCAGAAGCAACGAAAUUGGUCCUCAAUCGGCGGUUGCUGGGACUGAGACUGCACUUGCGACAUCACUGGCUGCAGCUGUUGCUUCUGCCGAGUUACCUUGCACUGUGAAGCUUAGAAUUUGGGCACAUGAUAUCAAAGAUCCUUGUGCAGUACUUGAUGCAGGGAAAUGUCGCUUAAUUAUACCACAUGUUGUUCUUUGUAGUGAAAUGGGUGCCCACUUUUCACCUUGUGGGAGGUUUUUAGCAGCAUGUGUCGCAUGUACGCUUCCUCAGAUGGAAACUGGAUUGCAAUCGCACAUGAACCAUGAAUCUGGCGCCUCAACAUCCCCUACAAGACACCCAAUUUCAGCUCAUCAAGUUAUGUACGAGCUUCGGAUAUAUUCCCUAGAGGAAGCAACCUUCGGUCAGGUGCUUGCAUCAUGCGCAAUAAGAGCCGCUCAUUGUUUGACUUCAAUUCAGUUCUCUCCAACAUCAGAUCACAUAUUGCUGGCCUAUGGUAGAAGGCAUGGCUCACUUCUUAGAAGCCUUGUCAUUGAUGCAGAGACAACAAUGCCUAUCUAUACAAUUUUAGAGGUAUAUAGAAUAUCAGAUAUGAAGCUUGUGAGACUACUUCCAAGUGCAGAAGAUGAAGUUAAUGUAGCAUGCUUUCAUCCUUUGGUUGGAGGAGGUCUUGUUUACGGAACAAAGGAAGGGAAACUUAGGAUCCUUCAAUGUGAUAGUUCUUCUGGUACAAAUUGUACAGGACCAAAUUUUCUCCUUGAAGAGAACAUGCUUGAGGUCCCAACACAUACAAUUUAGAAGGCUAAGCGUUGGUGUCGGCUUCUUUUUUUGUGGGAGGUCAAUGCUCUUCUUGAUCGGAACACAGGGAAUGCAGGUUGAACAAAUAUUAUUUGGCAUAGGCGUGAAUCAAGAACAAGUACGACAUCACCCCUGCUCGUGUUGUUUCAGUAGUUGCACUUUGUAAACUGUAACAUAUUAUAGUGUUUCAAGGUUAAAAUUGCUUUUCCCACUGAAGAUCUUUUUAACUGUCAAAUCUCAAUUAGAUUAGAUUUUUCUUUUUUGUUCAAUGGGGUGUACUUUCUCUUUGUAGGAAAAAUGAGAGGGACUAUGGGUGAUAUUUUGCACUUGCCUUGUUGGAAUCCCUUGAGCUUCUUUCUCCUCUUUUCAUACCUGUUUGUAAUUUUGUUUGAGAUGAAACACAAGAUGAUUGUAUUUGUUGUGAAAAAUGUCAAAUGUAAUCUUUAGAGGAGAAGGGUAAAAGCUAUGAAUUAAUGUAAUGGAAGUUUGUCAACUGAAAUGCAAUCAUAUUUUCAGA